AUGUCAAUUGUCAAUCUAGAUGAGACUGAAUAAAAUCAGCAUUAAGAUUUAAAAGAAUCACAAGACAUACAAAUUGAUAUCAUCACCUUUGAUCAACACGAGUCUUUAUUAGAUACAUAUACAUAUUAUAUUAUCAAGGGAAAAGAUAAAAUUGGAUUCUUUGAGGUCUAUAGACGAUAUAAGGAUUUCAUAUCUUUAAGGGAUAUAUUAUUAAUAAGAUGGCCUGGCUGUUUCAUUCCAGGCAUUCCAGGCAAAAAGAUGUUUCAAGGAAAUGAUACCAAAACUGCAUCAGAAAGAUUAAGAUUCUUGAAACAAUUCUGUAAUAAAAUGAAAUUAUUGCCGAAUCUUUAUUACAGUUAAGAGUUUAGCCAAUUAUUCUUAAGAUCGAAAGACAAGGAGAUUCAUAAGACUUUCGAAUAAAUGCCAAAACCAAAGACCUCAGAGUUAAUUUAAAAAUAUCAGCUCAAUUUCAUUGAAUUAUAAGGACGAGAUAUUGAUUAAACUCUAGAUAAGAAAAUUGAAGGUUUUGUGGAAAAAUUGAAAAAUAACUAAAUUUAAUUAAAGUUGGCAAAAAAGUAUAUAAGAGAUUUGUACCAAUCAUAAGAAUAAUACAAUUAAAGUUUAGAGAAAAUAAUGACUAUGCAUCUACCAAACUAUGAGAAAUAGUUUAUUUAGACGUAUUAAAAUAAUCGAUGUGAUAACUUAUUACUCACUAAUCAAAAUAUCAAAAAGCAAUUGGAUACUUAGUAUAAUUAAAAUGGCAUUUUCAAAAGGAGAAAUAUAGAUAAACUCUAUGAAUAUAUUCGAUAAGAAUUGAAAGAUAUUAAGGCAUUUUAUUAGAGUCUGAAGACUAAGAAGGAAUACGAAGAAUAGAAAAAAAAAUUAGAAGCUAAAUAGUUAGAAACUCAAUAAGAAUUAAAUAAUCUAAAUGAAGGUAAGAAUCCUAACUUUUUUAAAAAUAUUUUUAAUAAAUAAACACCAGAAUAACUAAAAAGUCAUUUAAAUAUAUAGAUCUAAACAAAUUAAAAUGAAUUAGAUAAUUUAUAAAACCUAAUUGAUAUAAUGUAAGCAAUCAUAGGAUUCAUUGAAAUAGAAAGAUUUUAAGACUUAAAAAUAAAAUUCUAUUCUGUUAUAAUCAAACAAGUAUCAGAAUUAGAAUAAAAAUUAAUUGAUGAAUAAAUUUAAUAUUGGUAAUAUAUUGAAUCAUAAUCAUCAAAUUUGAUUAAUUAAUUGCAAUUUGGUUCUCAAGAAGGGUUUAAUAAACAAUAAUUCAAUCAACCUAUUGAAUAAUAAUAAGAGGAAAAAGAAGAGGUAGAGUAGAAUCAACCAUAUGAAAACGAGAAUCCUAAUGAAAUAAAUUAAGAAGAAAAUAAUAACGAGGAAAUCAAUUAAUAAGUUAAUGAAAAUGAAAAUGAAGGUGAAAAUGAGGAUAAUUAAUAAUAAUAAGAAGAUGAAGUAGAAGUCAAUAUAUCUUAAUAAGAAAUAGAAGAUGAAAAUCAAUGA
Molecule: messenger RNA, 1503 nt
Organism: Paramecium tetraurelia
Lineage: Eukaryota; Ciliophora; Oligohymenophorea; Peniculida; Parameciidae
Exons: 4
Cellular component (GO): endosome
Molecular function (GO): phosphatidylinositol binding
Source: RefSeq, a predicted model, not a curated record